AAAAAAAGCUAGAACAUAUGGCCUUACUUCCCAAAUAGUAGGUUAAAGGACGGGGUCAUAAACCAAUGAAAGUUAUGAGGAGGCGGGAUCACUGCUUUCGCCCCGCAAGAAGUACCGUUAGAGGGCAGACUUUUUGUCCAAUCAACACCUCAAGACUUUGGGUCAGGUGACCGUCGAGUGUGAGGGGCGGAGCUACAGUCUGGCGCGAGGAACCGUUAAGAUGGACAACGAAUAUAACCAAUGAGGUACUCUGACUCGGGCGUUGGGAACCCAAUAACAGUGGUUGGGCGGGCGCCUUCCCGGAGCGCGGGGAGAUGUAAAGACAGACAAAUAGUUUUCCCAAUGAGACUGUAGAAGUGUGGAGCUAAUUGACCAAUGAAGACUGCGGGGCGGGACCCUCUGCCGCGGCAGAGUCCAAGAUGGCGGCGUGCGGUUCCGCUGUGUGAAACGAGCGCGGGGCGGCGGGUUAGUCAGUUCCGCGGAGAAGAUCUCCGACGACCCGCUACCAUGAAGGGAAAAGAGCGCUCUCCGGUCAAGCCGAAACGCUCCCGUGGUGGUGAGGAUUCGACUUCCCGCGGGGAGCGGAGCAAGAAGUUAGGGGGAUCUGGUGGCAGCAAUGGGAGCAGCAGCGGAAAGACCGACGGCGGUGGCGGGUCGCGGCGCAGCCUUCAUCUGGACAAGUCUAGCAGCCGAGGUGGUAGCCGCGAGUACGACACCGGAGGGGGCAGCUCCAGUAGCCGCUUGCAUAGUUACAGCUCCCCAAGCACCAAAAAUUCCUCGGGCGGGGGCGAGUCGCGCAGCAGCUCCCGGGGUGGAGGCGGGGAGUCACGUUCCUCUGGGGCCGCCUCUUCAGCUCCUGGCGGCGGAGAUGGCGGGGAAUACAAGACGCUGAAGAUAAGCGAGUUGGGGUCCCAGCUGAGUGACGAAGCAGUGGAGGACGGAUUGUUUCACGAGUUUAAACGCUUCGGUGAUGUAAGUGUCAAAAUCAGUCAUCUCUCGGGUUCUGGCAGCGGGGAUGAGCGAGUAGCCUUUGUGAACUUCCGGCGGCCAGAGGACGCGCGGGCGGCCAAGCAUGCCAGAGGCCGCCUAGUGCUCUAUGACCGGCCUCUGAAGAUAGAAGCUGUGUAUGUGAGCCGGCGCCGCAGCCGCUCCCCUUUAGACAAAGAUUCCUAUCCUCCUUCAGCGAGUGUGGUCGGGUCCUCUGUAGGUGGCCACCGGCACCCCCCUGGAGGAGGUGGUGGAGGCCAGAGAUCACUUUCCCCUGGUGGCGCAGCCUUGGGAUACAGAGACUACCGGUUGCAGCAGUUGGCCCUUGGCCGCCUGCCCCCUCCACCUCCGCCACCACUGCCCCGAGACCUGGAGAGAGAGCGAGACUACUCGUUCUAUGAGAGAGUGCGCCCAGCCUACAGUCUUGAGCCAAGGGUGGGAACUGGAGCAGGUGCUGCUCCUUUCAGAGAAGUAGAUGAGAUCUCACCCGAGGAUGAUCAGCGAGCUAACCGGACGCUUUUCUUGGGCAACCUAGACAUCACUGUGACAGAGAGUGAUCUAAGAAGGGCCUUUGACCGUUUCGGAGUCAUCACAGAGGUAGACAUCAAGAGGCCUUCUCGGGGCCAGACCAGUACCUAUGGCUUUCUCAAAUUUGAAAACCUAGAUAUGUCUCACCGGGCCAAACUAGCGAUGUCUGGCAAAAUUAUAAUUCGGAAUCCUAUCAAAAUUGGCUAUGGCAAAGCUACACCCACCACCCGCCUUUGGGUAGGUGGCCUGGGUCCUUGGGUGCCUCUUGCUGCCCUGGCACGGGAGUUUGACCGAUUUGGCACCAUACGCACCAUUGACUACCGCAAAGGUGAUAGUUGGGCAUAUAUCCAGUACGAAAGCCUGGAUGCAGCUCAUGCUGCUUGGACCCAUAUGAGGGGCUUCCCACUUGGUGGCCCAGAUCGUCGCCUUAGAGUAGACUUUGCAGAUACAGAACAUCGUUACCAGCAGCAGUAUCUGCAGCCUCUGCCGUUAACUCAUUAUGAACUGGUGACAGAUACUUUUGGACACCGGGCACCCGACCCUUUGAGGGGUGCUCGGGAUAGGACACCACCCUUACUGUACAGAGAUCGUGAUAGGGACCUUUAUCCUGACUCUGAUUGGGUUCCGCCCCCACCCCCAGUCCGUGAACGCAGCACUCGGACUGCAGCUACUGCUGUGCCUGCUUAUGAGCCACUGGAUAGCCUGGAUCGCAGGCGGGAUGGCUGGUCCUUGGACCGGGACAGAGGUGAUCGAGAUCUGCCCAGCAGCAGAGACCAACCUAGGAAGCGAAGGCUGCCUGAGGAGAGUGGGGGUCGGCAUCUGGAUAGGUCCCCAGAGAGUGACCGUCCACGGAAACGUCAUUGCGCGCCUUCUCCUGACCGCAGUCCAGAAUUGGGCAGUAGCCGGGAUCGCUACAACAGCGACAACGAUCGAUCUUCCCGUCUUCUCUUGGAAAGGCCCUCUCCAAUUAGAGACCGACGAGGUAGUUUGGAGAAGAGCCAGGGUGACAAGCGAGACCGUAAAAACUCUGCAUCAGCUGAACGGGAUAAGAAGCACCGGACAACUGCUUCCACGGAGGGUAAAAGCCCUCUGAAAAAAGAAGAUCGGCCUGAUGGGAGUGCAUCCAGCACCAGCACUGCUUCAUCGAAGCUGAAGUCCCCUUCCCAGAAACAGGAUGGGGGGACCGCCCCUGCAGCAGCAGCAUCUCCCAAACUCUGUUUGGCUUGGCAGGGCAUGCUUCUGUUGAAGAACAGCAACUUUCCUUCCAACAUGCAUCUGUUGCAGGGUGACCUUCAGGUGGCUAGUAGUCUUCUUGUGGAGGGCUCAACUGGAGGCAAAGUGGCCCAGCUCAAGAUCACUCAGCGUCUUCGUUUGGACCAGCCCAAGUUGGAUGAAGUAACGCGACGCAUCAAAGUGGCAGGGCCCAAUGGUUAUGCUAUUCUUCUGGCUGUGCCUGGAAGUUCUGAUAGCAGGUCCUCUUCUUCCUCAGCCACAUCAGACACUGCCACCUCUACUCAGAGGCCACUUAGGAACCUCGUGUCCUACUUAAAGCAAAAGCAGGCCGCUGGGGUGAUCAGCCUCCCUGUGGGGGGCAACAAAGACAAGGAAAACACCGGAGUCCUUCAUGCCUUUCCACCCUGUGAGUUCUCCCAGCAGUUCCUGGAUUCCCCUGCCAAGGCACUGGCCAAAUCUGAAGAAGAUUACCUGGUCAUGAUCAUUGUCCGUGCAAAACUGGUGAACAACGGAUGAAGACAUGGAAUUCAAAGCUCUAAUGGACCUUUUUGAAGAGAAGUUGUGGCUUAUGUGAAGUUUACAUGGGCCUCUUGAUGGAAGAAAGCUAAUCUGUUUAGUAUUUGUGCAUUUUACUAAAAUGGCAGCUUAAAGUUGUGUAUCUGCUAUUGUGAUGCCAAUGCCGGUGUUUUAAGUGGAAAAAAAAAUGACCUUGCUUUGUGCUGUGUACACAAGAUUUCUGGAAAAGAAAAACCCUUUUUAUGGCUCACACAGCUUAAAAGUAGCUGUCACUCAAACGUGCGCUCACAGUUGAGCUGCUUUUGUUUUAUUCUAAAUAAAUUGUUUCUUUUGAGGAAAA
Molecule: messenger RNA, 3604 nt
Organism: Cervus elaphus (red deer)
Lineage: Eukaryota; Metazoa; Chordata; Mammalia; Artiodactyla; Cervidae
Gene: RBM15
Product: RNA binding motif protein 15
Exons: 2
Coding region: 376-3264 (962 amino acids)
Biological process (GO): regulation of alternative mRNA splicing, via spliceosome
Cellular component (GO): nucleus
Molecular function (GO): mRNA binding
Source: RefSeq, a predicted model, not a curated record